This is a messenger RNA of Adineta ricciae, 1650 nucleotides long. The record is from the annotation of a GenBank genome assembly. NCBI's taxonomy places the organism in Eukaryota, Metazoa, Rotifera, Eurotatoria, Adinetida, Adinetidae.
AUGUCCGCAUUCAGAAAUCAACUAUUCAAAGGCAUGGAAGAGUACGAUACGGACUUAGAUGACGAAGAAACAGAUGAGAAGAAAGAAUGUGAAUUUCCACGCUUGUCAUUCAAUGACAAACUUGCUGCACAUCGAAGCAAUCGUUAUCAGCAAACAUUUGGUCAAACGAGUUUCCCAUAUCGAUCUCGUCGAGAAUCUGACUCGAAUAACGUCACUCUUCUGCCUAUUCCUAGUAAAACUUUGCCGAGUAAAGGACGCGUCCAGACGUAUGAGAAUAGUUGCCAAUUACUGGAUACAACAAUUGACUGGCAGUUGCGGACUCUUCUGUCUUAUGAUGACAUAACGAUUAUGAACCGGUCAUUAUCGUUUAAUGACAUUCGGGCAUUGUCGACAGCAAUAGAGAUUAAUCUUCAAAAUUUAACAUUAAGUUCUGCUGGUUUAACAUCACGUUCGAUCAAUGUUCUUUGUCAAGGGUUGGCAAAAUGUAAUCGACUUACUUUACUGGACUUAUCUUGUAAUAAACUGUCGAAAGAAUCGUUUGAACUCUUGAUAGAUCGGAUAAAUAAUUUGUCGCUAUUGAGUUGUUUAUCAUUAGCGGAAUGCGGCAUACGAGAUUCAUAUGGGCGGUGCAUCGGUGAUCUAUGUCGACAUCCUACAUUGACAGAAAUCAACUUAACUGGAAAUGAAUUUGAAGAAAUGGCGUGCAUUUUUAUCGGCAACGCAUUAACGGAGAAUGAUACAUUGACAUAUUUGAAUAUCGGUUGGAAUCUCAUACGCAGUUUCGCGGCGAUUGCAUUAUUCCGUGGAUUUGAAGCUAAUCGAACGAUUGUCGACUUCGACAUAUCAUGGAGUAAUUUAAGUUACGAUGGUAGUGUCGCACUUCGUCGAGUAUUAGCAGUCAAUAAAGUUCUACGACGCUUGGACAUCAGUAAUUGUAAUAUCAAUUGGACAUGUGCAAAAUUGAUUGGCGAAGGUUUACAGAAAAAUUCUACGUUAGAUUCAUUGAAUUUAUCAUUCAAUCCACUAACAACCCAUGGUGUCCAACAUAUUAUUCAAUGUUUGAACAAUACGCAAAGUGCUCUUUCAACUCUGGAUAUAUCUGGCGUUGCCGUAUUUUCUGAAACGCUUCGACUCGCAGAGAGGAUCGCUUCUCGUCGAAAUUUCACUGUGAAAUAUGAUUAUGAAGUACCAGUACAUGACAUAAUUGGUCGACAAACAGUAACAAAGGCGGAUUCAGUGCGAAAAGUCAUUCAGCAUAUUGACGAACGACGUUGGCGUCCAAUGGAUUAUUUCCGUUUGCUUUACAACAAAAGAAAAGUACAAGCUCAGAAUGAAGCACAGUCGCUCAAUUUUACGAAAAUCGACAAGAAAAAGACGGAAGUGCGUGAAGAACGCACUUCGGACCAAUUGGUCAAGCCUCUAACAUUAAAGAAUUUGAAUGAUGUCAUUCAUCGACAGCGAUUACGUGACAGACUGCACAAAGCUCAGCAAGAACAGCAAGAACGAGAUUUGAAACGACGCAAUCAAAAGAUUUUACAAACUGUCAAUCAACAUUUUCCCGAUAUUGAUCUAGUCAAACGAAAACAAAAACUCAAGAGAAUUGUAGAGCGCCUAUCGAAACCAGAAAUUCCGCAAGAAGAGCAACAAUAA